Molecule: messenger RNA, 1098 nt
Organism: Paracoccidioides brasiliensis Pb18
Exons: 2
Coding region: 1-1098 (365 amino acids)
Biological process (GO): mitochondrial proton-transporting ATP synthase complex assembly
Cellular component (GO): mitochondrion
Source: RefSeq, a predicted model, not a curated record
AUGCGGCAUCCUGCACACAUAGUCUCAAUGGCACCGAUACGGACUCCGGCAGUCAGAAGCAUUGCGACCAGCCGCAGACCACCAUUUGGAAAUGCCCAGCGACGAUGGGCCCGUGUCCGUGACGUGCGGCUGCUUACCACUCACCAGGAUCCAAACCGAGUUCUUGACAAAUACAAAGACAAGCUUGACCGUAAAGCCAAAGAAGAGGGAUAUUCUUCGAUUUCCGCCCUCCGACAUGCCUAUCAAGAUAAUAUCAAAAACCUCAGAACAAGAGCUGACUUCAAUAUACCACCAAUCCCAGGUGCUUUACCGACUGCCAAUGGCGGUUCAGCGGCCCGUUCCCUAGUGACUUCCCAGUCACCAAAACCUCCUACCAACCCCCCUACUCCAAGAAGCCAAAUGCCCGGAAUAAAACCUUUGUCCUCCUACAUCGACAUUCCCAAGAUCCUCACACUCCCUGCCAAGGAAAUCGAGACCGUCUGGCGCCUCCGACAUGCGGCUAACCCCCAGUCUGUUUGUGCUACCAUCUCGCUUGACACAUACAAGCGUAUGGUCGGCAUUGCCCGACAAAACCCGCAAUUUGUUCUACCCCUACCCAGGAAAGCGGCCGGCAGCUGGCCGGAUGAUGUGAAAGGUGGGGCUGCUUCGGGCCCUGUCCGAUCCGCAGGUACAGGGGCAGAUAUUCAUUUCCUGCAAUGGGCAUUCCAUCCUCCCGCCGGCGCUAUUACCUCAACUCCCAAUGUCGCAAACACUGUUACUACCACCACACUAAACACACACACAUCUACUGUACUCUUCACGCAUCUGGCAUCUUACAAAUUACACGGAGCAUAUUCACAACCACAUACGAUCAUAACACACUAUCUGGACCUCGCAGAGACGAAAGGACUGGUUCUAAUGAGUGGCGCAGUAGUAUCGGAUCGGGGUGUGGCUAUGGAUGAGGCGAAGUUAUUGGUAAUGUGGUUGCAAUGGUUUUAUGAUUGGGGAGUUGAUGGAGCACAGGCUGGGAAAAGAGCAGAGCUCGUGAGAAUGUUCAACCAGGGUGAUGUUAACGGAUUUAAACUGGAGGAUUUGAUGGACGAGGUCGAGAGGGUGUAA